Molecule: messenger RNA, 5242 nt
Organism: Acipenser ruthenus (sterlet)
Lineage: Eukaryota; Metazoa; Chordata; Actinopteri; Acipenseriformes; Acipenseridae
Product: nardilysin-like
Exons: 31
Coding region: 1105-4395 (1096 amino acids)
Biological process (GO): proteolysis
Molecular function (GO): metalloendopeptidase activity; metal ion binding
Source: RefSeq, a predicted model, not a curated record
AGUAUGAAAAACAACAGGGCGUGGAACUGUGGAGUAGUGUCGAUUGUAUUUGUAGAGCGAUAUUUGUAUUAGGCAAGGUAAUCCCUGUGAUUUAGCGGUAUAUUAUUUCGCCCUGUUCCACUUUAAAAAGCACAUCUCUGACAAAUCACAAAAUCAAACUAAAACGAGACCAGCACAUGUUUCUGUGCUGCUCUUCAAUCUACCACCUCCCCUCCCUGAUUCCUUUGGAGUGACAGCAGCAAUCGCCCAAUCAGCUGGUGAACAGCUGGCCCACGACUGCUCGCAGCUCCAAUGAGUGAGGAGCUUCGCGGUUUCGAGCCGGGUUUGUGCAGUCAGCAGGUUAGGAUGAGCUGCUGGCUUGGAUGACAGUGUUUUGCUGGAGCAAGAAAAUCGACAUCUGGUAUACUUUUUAAAUACAAGGCUUUUGGCGAUAGAGAGGAAUUAAUUUCAAUUAUUGUUAAACCGCUGGGCAAGAAAUAAUUUAUUUUAACCACGUUAACGUUAGUUAUCACAGGUUCAUGGGCCCUACCGAGAGAGGGUUAGUGCUGAUAUCUUUACCGGUGGCCUGUGUUCGGGAUGCUAGUAUUAAAUAGUGUUUCUACAAAAUAAUACAUAGCUGCGCUGCUGUUUAAUUGAAGUAUAUGUUUAUGCACGUAUACGCUUUUUUUGGUUUGUGUGUUUUAAAAAGUUGUUAAUAAAGUUUAGAAUUAACGCUGUAUGCAAACUUUAAGGAAAAUUAUCUUGAGAUAAUAUAUAUUUUUUUCAACCGUAUUGCCUCAGUGUGGGCAAAUUUUAAAACAGUGCACCAUCUCAGACUAAACACGUUUUGAGCUAUACUAUAGAGCCAGACUUGUUCAACCUGCUUUUAAAGGUAAACUCAUCACGUUUCAUUGGUGAUUUGCCCCUUAGUUUCACAAGUGAAGCUCUGUGCUAGUUGCACAUUCAGUACUUCCUACUAGUUAAAUUAUCAUAGAUUGCAAAACAAUUACCACUUAAACGUCAUCAUACAAGUUAGCACGUCACAAACUAGUUAGGGUUUGCGUUAAGCAGCUUGCUCUCCCGCCUGGUUUAAUCCCCAUCCCGGCUCGGGUUCGACCCAGCAGCAUGCCGGUGACCAACAAAUACAUGGGCGCCUGCGCUGAGGCCGCGCAGCCAUCACAACCAGAGCCCAAUGAAGAUCCAGUGCAGCCCCUGGCUGAAGCGAGAGACGAAGGGGCGUCUGGGGAUAGAGGUGUCGGCGAAAGCCCUGGGGACUCUGAGAUUGUCAAAUCGCCAAGUGAUCCCAAACAUUACAGGUAUAUUAAAUUGGACAACGGCCUGCAAGCUCUCCUGAUCUCAGACUUGAGAGGCACAGACGGGAAGCCGUCGGACUCUGAGGAGGAAGAGGGCGACUCGGAGGAAGACAGCAGCGGGGAGGAGGAAGUGGCGGAAGAGGACGGUGACUCUGGGGAGGGAACUGAAGAAGAAUCAGAGCACGAAGAGGAUGAGCAGGACAGUGACUUUGAAGAGCUGGAAGAUGAGAGUGAUGUGAAGAAGAAAAAGAGCUGUUCUGAAAAACAGUCCGCAGCUGCCCUCUGUGUUGGAAUCGGAGGUUUCAGUGACCCAGAUGACCUGCCGGGGCUGGCACAUUUUCUUGAACACAUGGUGUUCAUGGGCAGUGAGAAGUACCCGGCUGAGAACGGUUUUGACGCUUUCCUGAAGAAGCACGGCGGCAGCGACAACGCCUCCACAGACUGCGAGAGAACUGUGUUCCAGUUUGACGUGCAGAGGAAAUACUUCAGGGAGGCACUGGACAGGUGGGCUCAGUUUUUCAUCUCUCCGCUGAUGAUCAAGGAUGCCAUCGGCAGGGAGGUGGAGGCUGUGGACAGCGAGUACCAACUUGCCAGACCAUCUGAUAGCCAUAGGAAAGAGAUGCUCUUUGGAAGUCUAGCCAAGCCUGGGCACCCUAUGGGCAAGUUUUGCUGGGGGAACGCACAGACUCUGAAACACGAGCCAAAGGAGAAGAACAUUGACAUCUACGCUCGGCUUAGAGAGUUCUGGGAGCAGCACUACUCUGCCCACUACAUGACCCUGGCUGUGCAGUCUAAAGAGACUCUGGAUACACUGGAAGAGUGGGUGAGAGAGAUCUUCAGCAAGAUUCCAAAUAAUUCUUUGCCCAAGCCAGACUUUUCUCAUCUAGUUGACCCAUUUGAUACGCCAGCCUUUAACAAACUGUACAGAGUUGUACCUGUCCGGAAGAUUCAUGCCCUCACUAUCACCUGGGCACUCCUUCCCCAGGAACAGCAUUACAGGGUGAAGCCGCUGCACUUCAUCUCCUGGCUGAUUGGUCACGAGGGUACAGGUAGCAUUCUGUCCUUGCUCAGGAAAAAGUGCUGGGCUCUUGCUUUGUACGGAGGGAACAGUGAGACUGGUUUUGAUCAGAACUCCACCUAUUCUAUCUUCAGCAUCUCCAUCACUCUGACUGAUGAAGGUUACCAGAAUUACUACCAGGUUGCUCACUUAGUGUUCCAGUAUCUGAAAAUGCUUCAGAAGAGUGGCCCCCAGCAGAGAAUCUAUGAUGAAAUUCAGAAGAUUGAGGACAAUGAAUUCCAUUACCAGGAACAGACUGAUCCCAUUGAUUACGUAGAGAAUGUAUGUGAGAAUAUGCAGCUCUUCCCAAAGCCAGAUAUUUUGACUGGAGACCAGCUAAUGUUUGAGUAUAAACCCGAGGUUAUCUCUGCUGCCCUGAACUUGCUCUUACCAGACAAAGCCAACCUGCUGCUGCUGUCUCCCAACAACGAGGGCAGCUGCCCACUGAAGGAGAAAUGGUUUGGAACCCAGUACAGUGUGCAAGAGAUAGAGAAGGAGUGGAGUGAGCGGUGGUCUGGAGACUUUGAACUGAACCCUGACCUGCACUUGCCAGCCGAGAACAAGUUUAUUGCCACGGAUUUCAACCUUAAGACAUCCGAUUGUCCAGACACAGAGUACCCGGUCAGAAUCGUCAACAACGAGAAAGGCUGCUUGUGGUACAAGAAAGACAACAAGUUUAAGAUUCCUAAGGCUUAUAUUAGAUUCAACCUAAUCUCCCCACUGAUCCAGAAAUCUCCAGAGAACCUGGUUUUAUUUGACAUCUUUGUCAAUAUUCUGGCACACAACCUGGCAGAGCCUGCCUAUGAAGCUGAUGUUGCACAGCUGGAGUACAAAUUAGUGGCUGGAGAGCAUGGAUUUGUCAUUAAAGUCAAGGGAUUUAACCAUAAACUACCUCUGUUGUUUAAUCUGAUUAUUGACUAUCUGGCCGAUUUUACUGCUGCACCCGAUGUCUUCUCAAUGAUCUCUGAGCAACUGAAGAAAACUUACUUCAACAUCCUCAUCAAACCAGAUAAACUGGGCAAGGAUGCCCGGCUGCUGAUCCUGGAGCACUCGCGCUGGUCCAUGAUCCAGAAGUACCAGGCCAUCAUGAAGGGCCUCAGCGUGGAGUCACUCAUGUCCUUCGUUGUCAAGCUCAAGUCUCAGCUGUACGCAGAGGGGAUGGUGCAGGGGAACUUCACCAGCAGAGAAGCAAUGGAGUUCCUGCACUAUGUUAUACAGAAACUGCAGUUCCAGCGUCUGUCUGUAGAGGUCCCUGUUCACUUCAGAGUGGUGGAGUUACCAAAGGUGCCCCACCUGUGUAAAGUGAAGUCUUUGAACAAGGGGGAUGCCAACUCUGAGGUCACUGUUUACUAUCAGUCGGGCCCCAGGAACCUGAGGGAGCACACCUUGAUGGAGCUGCUUGUGAUGCACAUGGAGGAGCCUUGCUUUGACUUUCUGAGAACGAAGGAGACUCUUGGGUACAAUGUCUACCCCACCUGCAGAAAUACUUCAGGGGUUUUGGGAUUCUCUGUUACUGUGGAAACCCAGGCAACCAAAUUCAACACCGAGGAAGUUGACAAAAAAAUCGAAGAAUUUCUCACCAGCUUCGGAGAGAAGAUAGCGAGCCUCACAGAUGAAGCAUUCAAAACACAGGUGGUUGCCCUGAUCAAGCUGAAGGAGUGUGAGGACACUCACCUGGGCGAGGAGGUUGACAGGAACUGGUUUGAAGUCGUCACUCAGCAGUAUGUGUUUGACCGGCUAAACCGUGAGAUCGAGGCCCUCAAGUUGAUCACAAAGUCAGAGCUGGUAUCCUGGUUCAUGGAGCACCGCGGGGCAGGCAGCAAGAAGCUGAGCGUGCAUGUGGUUGGAUAUGGAGAGAAGGAGAAGGAUAAGGAUACUGCCAGCAGCUCCAGUCCUCCAGAUUCGCAGAGCUCCUCUUAUGGAGAGGUGUCCCAGCUGACAUUCCUUCCUGUCUCCCCGAUCAUGGCAGACGUGACCGCAAUCGCUGACAUCCGCGCCUUUACCUCCACCCUGCACGUCUACCCCUUCCACAAGAUCCUCAAGUAGAGUGCCUGCUCACCCUGGCAGCCAGGCACAGGCUACACAGCUCCUCAAAGAUCAGCAUUCCUCAGCGUGCAACAAAAUGCUAGCUAGUAUCUGGCAACUCAGCGAAAUUAAAACAUUGUCUUCUAGGCACAUUGACCUUUCUCCUUCCUCUCCUCGUGCUGUGAAUUAUAAUCUUUUUUAAUUAGAAAGUGGCAAGUUUUUGCUGUGCAGCCCUGCUUGCUUCGGGGAUCUACUUCCUCAGGGAUGAGAUUGGGGAGGGGAGGGAGGAUGGGUCAGGAUUAAUCUAGAGGGGUGUUGAAAACAAUAUAUGAUAAACCAGGAGCAGAUUUUGACAUGCUGCAGUGUUUCGACAGCGACUGUUGAUACUACAUUAAAAAAAGGGUGCUGUUGAAGUAUUAUUUUUUUUUUUUUGUGGGACUAUAUUGAGUAAGCUUUGGUCAGUAUCUGUGUAAUGCCAGUGCACUUUCAUUAGAAAGCUUGUGCUGAAGUUACCAGGAUUGAACCACCCUGCUGAAGUUACCGGGAUUGAACCACCCCACUAAAGCUGAUGAAUCUAAGGUUUUCAACUCCACUUCAAUGCUGUCUCUUCUAAACCAGAAUUAAGGAAAAACCUUUGCUGUGUCACGUGCUUUAUGCUUCAUUUUAUCAAGGUGUUCAUCAAAGCUGGUUUUAAGUUUCUUACAGUUCUCAUGGUUAUGAGAGUUUUCCUUGCUGCUGUGAUCUUGUAUGCCCAUGUAUGCUGAUGCUGGUAAUUGGAUUGAGAUACUUUCAGAUUCAAAACACAAGGACUUUUAAGAACCAUCACCAUUUAAUUUGUAAUCAAUAAAAAAAAUCCUAGGUAACUCCA